AUGGGGAAGCCACCAGUCCCCCUCUUCCAAUCGAAGCUGCUCUGUUUCUCCCUGCUCUACCUCUUCACCGCCCUGUUCCUGGCCCUCUACACCUCUCUCUCCCCCACCAGAUGCCUCCUCCGGUCCUCCCCCUUCGACCCCCUCCAGACCCCUCUCUUCUCUUACCCUCCCGCCUACGGCGAGCACAAGUACGCCCUCCCGACUGCCCGCCCCUCCUGCUCCUCUCCCGUACUCUUCUCAGAUUAUUUGGAAGCGGUCAGGGAGAUCGGAGAUUUGUGCGCGAAUUCUUCGUGGUCGUCGACGGCUUCGCCGCUGCCUCCUCUGAGGUACAAGCAGGGCAGAGAUGACAACUUUGGAGGAAAGUUCACCGCCCGAGAGCGGUUUUCUUAUUUCGAUCAUCGCAAUGACAGCGUUGAAGUCCCCUGUGGAUUCUUUAAGGAAUUCCCAAUCAGCUCGGACGAUAGGGAGGCCAUGGAGAAAUGCGACGGAGUCGUCGUUGCCUCCGCCGUAUUCAACGACCACGACAAGAUCCGUCAGCCGAGAGGGCUCGGAUCCCAAACCCUCGCCAGCGUAUGCUUCUUCAUGUUCGUCGACGACGCCACCGCGAAAGUCCUCGAGAGCCACAGCCUGAUCUCCCGGAGCUCGGGAGCGGUGCGCAAGGUCGGAGCAUGGAGGGUCGUGGAAGUGGCAGGCGAGCGCCUGUACGAGGACCCGGCGAUGAACGGGGUGAUCCCGAAGCACCUGGCGCACAGGCUGUUCCCGAACUCGAAGUUCAGCGUGUGGAUCGACGCGAAGCUGCAGAUGGCUGUCGACCCGGUCCUGCUGGUCCACUCGCUGCUCGUGCGGGAGGGCGCCGACAUGGCGGUGUCGAGGCACCCGUACUUCAAGCACACCAUGGAGGAGGCGAUGGCCACCGCGAGGUGGAAGAAAUGGCGGGACGUGGAUUCGCUGCAGAAGCAAAUGGAGACGUACUGCGAGAACGGGCUUCAGCCAUGGUCGCACAACAAGCUUCCAUACACUUCAGAUGUGCCGGACAGCGCCCUGAUUUUGAGGCGGCACACCCCGGCCAGCAACCUCUUCUCGUGCCUCUUGUUCAACGAGCUGGACGCGUUCAACCCGAGGGAUCAACUGGCCUUCGCGUACGUGAGGGACCUCAUGAGCCCCAAGCCCAAUCUCCACAUGUUUGACGUGGAGGUGUUUGAGCAAGUUGCGCUAGAGUUCAGGCACAACCUGAAGCGCGGUGGCGGCGGGGCCGGGGGGCCACGGAGGACGAAGAGGGCGGGCUCCCCAGAGUCGUCCGGGAACGGCAGCUUCGGCGGCAGGUGUCGGAAGUAUCUGGAGGAGAUGUGGGGGUGAAUCCCACAAUUGAUUCUCUCAACAGGGACAAAAGGUUGAACUGCCCAACCGCAUUUCACGAAAGCG
Molecule: messenger RNA, 1422 nt
Organism: Rhodamnia argentea
Lineage: Eukaryota; Viridiplantae; Streptophyta; Magnoliopsida; Myrtales; Myrtaceae
Product: probable hexosyltransferase MUCI70
Exons: 4
Coding region: 1-1356 (451 amino acids)
Source: RefSeq, a predicted model, not a curated record